AUGGCAGCGUCGGGCCGGGCUCCUUGUCCGAGCGCGGCUGUCACCUCGCUGGGCUGGGCUCCAGAACCGCGGGGGCGCCCUGGGGCCGCGGGGAGGGGGGCCGCGGGCGGCAGCGUCCAGGGAGCCCCCGCCCCGCCCCAAGCACUGCGCCCGGCCCCGGAGCCGCCCUCAAACCUCCCCCCGCCGCCGCUGCCGUACUCUCCGCUGUUCCCGCGCCCCCACCCCCGGCCGCGCGGGAGGGGAAGGGGCGCUGCUUCCUCCCCGCCCCUGGCCCGGCCCGGCCCUUGCGCCUCUGCUGGGAAUGACCCUCCCUCUGCCCGCACUCCGGCUCCUUCUCUCCUUCCUGUUUGUUGGGUUUGGAGGCUCUUCGCUCUCGCAGCCGGCAGUGAAAUCAAAACCUGGACUUGGCCGCGGCGCGCGUGUCCCGGGCCGGUUCCCAUCGUCAAGAGGAGCCCAAACGGGGAGGGCGGCUCUGGCGCGGAGGAGAGCUUGGUGACGUUCUCCAGCCACGGCUCCCGUCCCGGGGACCCUGGUCCGUGGCUGGGGCGGCGGGGAGGGCGCGGGGGGAUGGGGCUGCUUCGCACGUUUCCAGGAAUUCGGGGCGCGAUUUGGCCCGUCUCAUCUGGGUCGAAGGCCCUGGGGGUCAGAGCUCAGCGUCGCGGCUGGAAGUUCCAGGCCGCAGGGACGGGGAAGCGCAGCAAAUGGGAGAGGAGUCACGACACAGGUCUGAGCCGCCGGCCGCCCUAAAAGCACCAGGCUCCAGCGCGCGCAGGCCUGACCAGGCCCGACGGCCGGCUGGAACCCGGCAGAGCAACGCUGACCCGAGGCCCCCCGCGCUCCCCGCGCGCUGACGUCCCUUCUAGCCCUUCUAAAGCAGUGCCAUCUCGCGGCGGUGUCCUGCUCCAGUUCUAUUUUUAAGUUUCGAGCUCUUUUUCUCCGCUCAGUAUUCCGGAGAAGUUCUUUUGAAUCUAAAGCAGUUGGGUCUUUAGGAGAAAGAGAAGAUUUGUACUUGCAGCUCCGGUAGAGUAUUAAAUUGCUAGCUCUUCAUACUGUAAAAUGCAUGAAAACACAGUAUGGAUUGAUUUUGUUCAUUACGUUUCCUGAAAUUUGGAGCAAGCAUUUCUGGUCAACUCCAUUUAUUAAAUCACUGUCCCUAUUCAAACAUGGCCUCCAUCUCACAUCUAUGCUUGGCUUAGGCUUCUCACUCACCAGACUUUAUGUGCAAACACCUAAUGCUCCACAAAUUGCACCGGAGUUUCUGCAGUCAAUUCCAGAGGUAAUUUCUAAUGAUGUACUAUGGAUAUUUAAUAGGUUUCCUACAAGGACAAACCCGUUGGUUUAGAAUUGCUUGGAGAGGGCACAGGGUGUUGAUGUUACACUACUAAUUUACUAUGAAGGGCAAAGCCAAGUGACACAUGUAGUGUGGGCUCAUGCAUACCCAGACUAAUUUCUUAGUUCUUAUUUAUUUAGGAGCCCAUAGAAACACUACUGAAGCCCCCUCCAAUCACUUAGAGGAUGUAAAAUAAAUAAUAGGAACUAUAUUCUCAUAAAACUUCAGUGAGAUUAGUAGAUUCAGAUAUCAGAUUAGGAUUGAGUUUGAAAGAGAUGCUAGGCCAACAUUUUUAAAA
Messenger RNA from Callorhinus ursinus (northern fur seal), 1628 nucleotides. The record is from RefSeq and is a predicted model, not a curated record. NCBI's taxonomy places the organism in Eukaryota, Metazoa, Chordata, Mammalia, Carnivora, Otariidae.